UCCAACAACACGCCCCAGAAAGCCAGGCAGCAGACCGUCUCGGAGACCUUCUCCGAGUCCUCCUCCGACAGCACCCAGUUCAACCAGCCGGCCGGCUACCGGCGAGCCAACAGCGAGGCCUCGUCCAGCGAGGGCCAGUCCAGCCUGUCCAGCCUGGAGAAGCUCAUGAUGGACUGGAACGAGGCGUCCUCGGCCCCGGGCUACAACUGGAACCAGAGCGUCCUCUUCCAGAGCAACUCCAAGCCCGGACGGGGCCGGCGGAAGAAAGUGGACAUGUUCGACACUUCCCACCUGAACUUCUCCUCCUCUUCCUCGUCCUCCUCCGUGUACCCCUCCAAGAGGAGCACGGGGCCCCGGCAGCCCCGGGGCUCCCGCGGCGCUUGCGCCUCCAAGAAGGAGAGGGGGACGGGCAAGGCCAAAUUCCCCACCAAGUCCCAGCCGGUGAACCCCCUCUUCCAAGAGAGCACAGACCUGGGCUUAGACUACUACAGCGGGGACAGUAGCAUGUCCCCCCUGCCCUCCCAGUCCCGGGGCUUCGGGGUCGGCGAGCGGGACCCCUGCGACUACGCCGGCCCUUACUCCAUGAACCCUUCCACCCCUUCCGACGGGACGUUCGUCCAAGGCUUUCAGAGCGACUCUCCCGGCUUGGGGCAGCCGGAUUUGGAGAGCAAACACUUCCCUGCCCUCCCUCACCAGCUGGCUGCCCCCGGCCAGCAGACUGUGUUCGAGGCCGGCUUGCAGAAAGCCUUCUCGCCCAACUGCUCCCCGACGCUGGCCUUCAAGGAGGACCUGCGGGCGGGCGACAUCCGCAAGCUGCCGGCCUGCGACUCGCUCAAACACAGCAUGCCAGGGGGGGCCCUGCCGCACGCCCCGCACAUGGCCUGCCGCGACCUCCCCAUGCCUCAGCCACACUACGACUCCCCCAGCUGCAAAAACCCCCCGUACUGGUACUCCCCCAACGCCAGCACCCGGAGCCCCUCGUACGACAGCAAAGCGGGGGCCAGCAUGCUCGUAGACUUCAUGGGCAGGACGGACCCCUCGUGUCUCAACCCCCACUUGACCAGCCCUGGCGGCACCCAUCCCUCCAAGGGCGAGAAGGAGCCCUUGGAGAUGGCCCGGGCUCACCACCGAGGGCCGUACGCUUGUCCCUUGAUCAAUGACUUGAAUAUCUCCCCCGUACCGAGAGACUCAAUGCUGCAGCUGCAGGACAACUACAGGUACCCCAGUUUUGCACCCCAAGGGCACCCCGUCAUGGCCCCCACCCAGAAGAGCGGGUUUUUGGGUCCAAUGGUAGAGCAACACCCCGAGGACACUUUUACGGUCACCUCAUUGUAGUGUCAGCUGACGUGCCAACCGGACAACGAGGUUUUGUUACAGGGUAGGUGCCGGCGCCUC
Messenger RNA from Struthio camelus australis, 1395 nucleotides. NCBI's taxonomy places the organism in Eukaryota, Metazoa, Chordata, Aves, Struthioniformes, Struthionidae. The record is from RefSeq and is a predicted model, not a curated record.